Bursaphelenchus okinawaensis is the source of this 1000-nucleotide messenger RNA. NCBI's taxonomy places the organism in Eukaryota, Metazoa, Nematoda, Chromadorea, Rhabditida, Aphelenchoididae. The record is from the annotation of a GenBank genome assembly.
AUGACCACUUCAAAGAGAAAGACGAGAAAGCUUCGUGGUCACGUCAGUCACGGUCAUGGACGUGUUGGCAAGCACAGAAAGCAUCCCGGAGGUCGCGGUAACGCUGGUGGCAUGCACCAUCACAGAAUCAACUUUGACAAAUACCAUCCUGGUUACUUCGGAAAGGUAUGUUUAUUUCUUGGUUUUUUUGAUGUUUAGGUAACUUUUUAGUUUGAUUAUGUCGCUAUAAGGUUAGAUUUUAAGCUUAAAAUAGUUAAAAACGACGAAGGUUAUGUUGUUCAUGGCGAGGAACAUUUUGUCAGGUGUUUCUCUGAUUGAAGCGCUGAAAGUUUGGUUUCUGGAUGUUUAUUUUAGCUAGAAGUUAUAAGGUGCUUUUAUUUUGCGGUUUUAUUCUGUGGGCUUAUUAGAAACAAUAUUUUUAUUAUUUUGAGAUUGAGGUAGACAACAAACUUAGAUUUUCGUGUUAUGCACUCUUCUCGUUUCAAUGGGACUAGUAUAAUGUCUUUAUUUGUUCUAUAUGAGUGCAAGAUCAUACUGAAAAUCCAUUUUUCGCUAACCCCAUUUGCUCCUUCAAUUGGUGUUUGAUAGUAGACUUGGAUACACCUCUAACGUAAAACAAUGUUAAAAAUAGUUUAAUUAAUUGGUAUAUAAUGUUAGGUAUCUAGUAGAACAGAAGAUGUGAAUUGUGAAUGUUUUGUGAAGUUAAUUCACUUAUUUUCAGGUCGGUAUGAGAAACUUCCAUCUCCACAAGAACCACUACUUCAGCCCAACCAUCAACGUUGAGAAGCUGUGGUCAUUGGUAUCAGAAGAGACUCGUGAGAAAUACGCUAAAGACACAAAGAAGGCCGCAGUCAUCGACGCUACCCGUGCCGGUUACUUCAAGGUUUUGGGCAAAGGAAAGUUUCCCAACAUCCCAGUCAUCGUCAAAGCUAAGGAAUUCUCUCACGAAGCUGAGCGCAAGAUUAAGAAGGCCGGCGGAGCCUGUGUCCUAGUGGCCUAA